Messenger RNA from Lodderomyces elongisporus, 462 nucleotides. It is a transcript of the gene HNT1, whose product is annotated as adenosine 5'-monophosphoramidase. The record is from RefSeq and is a predicted model, not a curated record. Gene Ontology annotation, biological process: nucleotide metabolic process. The transcript has a single exon. Gene Ontology annotation, molecular function: catalytic activity. NCBI's taxonomy places the organism in Eukaryota, Fungi, Ascomycota, Pichiomycetes, Serinales, Debaryomycetaceae. The coding region runs from base 1 to 462 and encodes 153 amino acids.
AUGGCAGCAUCAAACGCUUCUUGUAUCUUUUGCAAAAUCAUCAAGGGAGAAAUUCCCUCAUUAAAGCUUAUCGAGACCAAAUUGAGCUACUCGUUUUUGGAUAUUCAACCAACCGCUGAAGGUCACGUAUUGGUUAUUCCAAAAUACCAUGGUGCUAAACUACACAAUAUUCCAGAUGAAUACUUGAGUGACAUCUUACCUGUGGUUAAGAAAUUGACACAUGUCUUGAAAUUGGAUGACAAUAACACUCCUGAGGGCGAAGGUUACAAUAUCUUGCAAAACAAUGGAAGAAUUGCUCACCAAGUGGUCGAUCACGUCCAUUUCCAUUUGAUUCCUAAGAGAGAUGAAGAAACAGGAUUGGGUGUUGGCUGGCCUGCCCAAGAAACAAACUUUGACAAGCUAAACAAGUUGCAUGAGAAAUUGAAGAAAGAAUUGGAACAAUAUGAAACUGAGAAAUUGUAA